Molecule: messenger RNA, 7787 nt
Organism: Dendronephthya gigantea
Lineage: Eukaryota; Metazoa; Cnidaria; Anthozoa; Malacalcyonacea; Nephtheidae
Product: COP1-interactive protein 1-like
Exons: 77
Coding region: 96-7577 (2493 amino acids)
Biological process (GO): spermatogenesis
Source: RefSeq, a predicted model, not a curated record
ACAACUAGAAAUGGCGACGACGGUUUUAUGAGGGAUUCCAAAAGUUUUCACAAAACGACGAUUCCUGCGCUUGUUUUGCGGUGGUUUGAAACGAGAUGGCAGACGCAAGCAAGACGGAGGAAAAACUGUUGUAUGACAGUGAUAACGAUGAUUUAGGAAGCAUUAAUAGCGAUGAUAUUAAUCCAUCUCGAUUGCUAAGUGAUCUCCAAGGAGUCUACCAUCAUCACUUGAUGCAGAUGGGAACGGCUGAUGAAGAACACGACGAGACAUACAGAAGCCAACUCCAUUCCUUGCAAGAAUAUGUGAAUGAUCUAAGCUCUAAAAAUGACAUUCUGCUGGAAACUGUUCAAGAACUUGAAGGUGAAGCAAAUGAGCGGGUAUCAUUAGUAGAAGCAAAAUUGCAAGCAACCCAAAAGGAAUGCGCUCAUAAAACUCAAGAAAUGGAGGAAGAAAAGAAGAAACUAAAAGAUCACAUUGUGAAGAUUGAAAAUGAUUUGAAGAAUGAGAAGGAGACUCAAGAAUAUAUCAAACAUGAAUCAAAUGAGGUCAGACAACAGAAUGAUGAUCUUGAACAUGACACCGAAAUCCUGGUAAAUCUUAUAGGAAGUGUUAUGGCUGGUCGUAAAAUUGAGCUUGGUGAUCUUGGUUUGAGAGUUAUUCCUGCUGGAAGGCUUUUCGAUAUUCAUGCAAGAACCUCAAAAGAAAUACAUGAUGGAGAAGAAAGAUUGAAUAAAGACAUUUCUGAACUCAGAAAAGAACUUGCAUCUCGUGAAGAAACAAUUGUAAAACUCAAGAAUGCUAUUUCUGACAAUGAAGAGAGAUACAAAAUUCAACUACAAGAAGGCUCCAUCGAUGAGAGCAGAGUUGAUUCUGUGCAACGCGAUGCCAAGUCAUACGAACACAGUGGUUUGCAAACCAGCAAGGAUGUGGUCAUACGUAAACUUCGAGAUGAUCUUGAAUUGAGUGAAAAACAAAGAAAGGAACUUCUUUCUAGUUUGGAAGAAUCUGAAAACUUUGUCGCUCGCUUGCAAGGAGAAAUGGGCCGUCUGGAAAAUGAUAAUUAUAUCUCAAGUUCGGAUGCAAACAGCAAGACUUUGGCCAUCAAAACAUGGGAAAGCAAUUUCAGAGAGAGUAAACUGGAGGUUGCUCGACUAAACGAGAAGAUAAACGAUCUUGAAAACAAACUGAAACAAAAAGAUCACGAGCUUGUGAUAAGAACGAGCCAUGCUGAUGAAGACGUUUCAAGCAAGACAAAAUCUUUAGAGGAAGAAUUGAAGAAAUCUGAGGAACAAAGACGGCAAAUUGAAGACGAGCUUGCGAAGGUUAAACGUGAUCUGAGUUCAGCUCAUCAAAAAACGAAGCAAGAUGAAGCUCUGUUGGAUGAACAGUUACGUGAGCGCGAGGAAGCAAUUCGUGAUGUGGAAAAGAAAUUGGAAGUACUUCAUCAAAAUUACAACGAGGCAAAAGCUGAGAUUAACGAAAAGGAGAAUGCACUUCGAAAAAUACAACAGCAGCAAAUGCAGGCAUCUUACGAGAUAGAACAAGAGAAGGCUUAUCUGGAUAAGAUAAAAGAGGAAUUCAAAAAUGAAAGGAAUUUGAGAGAAACUGCUGAGAGGGAGCUCGAGAAACUGCAAGAGUUACCACAACAUUUGCUGUCGGAACAACAAGAAAAUAAAACCAUGAUGAAGAAGAUGGACGAGCAAGAAAAUACUCUUGUAGCUCUUGAACAAAAGUUGAAUGAAGCAAAAGCCGUGAAUUUGGAGUAUCGUGAUAAGUUGACGGAAUGCAAUGAAACCAUCCAAAAACUUCAUUUUCAAUUGAAUACCAUUAAGAAUGAGAAAGAAAGCAAAAUAAACGAGAUCCUUGUUUUACGAGAGAGUUUGACGAAUGAACUGAAAUUUGAGAAGGAAAAUCGAGUGCGUCUUGAGGACAAGUGUCGUGCGGUGGAAACCGAAAUUCGCAGAAUGCAGUUGUCCUCUGAAGAGAUGAAAUCAAAUCUCAUGCAAAAGAUUGAAACGAGAAAUAAAUCGAUUGUUGAGUUACAAAAUAAUGUGAAUGAAACGAGAAUGAAGAAUAUCCAACAAGACAACAAGGUGAAAGAAUGUGAAGAUUCUCUUCAAGAUAUGGAGUAUAAAAUGAAGUCCCUGGAAGGUGACAAGAAUACCAAGAUUACUGAGUUGGAAAGAGAAAUUAGCAUUCUUGAGGAGGACAAGAACGUCGCCAUUGAACAAAAGCAGAGAGCAACUGAACAGAUAAACAAACUUGAAGAAGACAUAAGGAAACACAAAUCAGAUGCGGACGAUCAAAGAGACGCGUUAGCCAACGAGGUCGCUGAACGUCACGAUAUUAUUCUUAAAUUAAAAGUGGAUUUAUCGUCUCUGGAAGAACGACAUCGUACUGCUGUUACCCAGCUCGCAGAGAGAGACGGAAUGAUCAAGCAGAUAAAAGCGGAACGCGAAGAACAGACAUCAGAGCUGGAAGAUAGUCUCACAAAAUAUCAAAAACUGUCAUUGGAUUACGAGGAAACACAGAAAAAGUUAUCAGAAUACGGGAAUCGUCUUCAGUUUAAAGAGAAAUCUAGCGAUGAAAUCGCAGAAACUUACGCAAAGCAGGUCGCUGAAAAAGAAGGAGCGAUACGACAGUUCAAGGAUGAAAAUGCAACUCUGAAAGAACAGGUCGCUCAGGGAGAGCUAAAGGUUGGCUACAGGGAAGAAGCUUUGAAACGAUUGCAACAACAGCAGAAGGAUUGCUUAGAUGAAGUAUCCAGACGAGAGAAAGCCAUUCAGAAGUUAGAGCUGGAGUUACUCAAGGCUCAAGAACAAACAAGACUGGCCCAAGAUGAGAUAUUCAAGAAGGACGAGGCCAUUGAGAAUCUGGAAACAGAAGUGAAAGAUGCCAAGGAGAAGCAACAGAACGCCAUAGAAGAGAAUGGUCGUUUAGAGGCUCGUUGGCAAUCACAGCGUGUGUCGACUCAGAGUGAACACGAUGCUUUAACAAACGAAAUCAGCAGACGAGAUGAAGCAAUCCAUAAACUGGAGAUUGAAGGACUUCACCUUCAAGAGGAAAUGACGAAAUACAAGGAAGAGAUAAAAGUGAGGGAUCAAUCUAUCGCGAACUGCAAGAAACUGUACGAGGAAUGCUUGAAUGAGGUUGAAGAUCGUAACAGAUCAAUUGCGCUCCUGGAAGAUGAGAUUUACGCCGUGAAACAGGAGGCACUAGGAAGCUAUAAAAAGUUGGAGGAAUAUGAAGACAUGAUUAAAGAAUUAAAUUUCAAAAUUAAUUCUGCGGAAAGCGAUGCAAAGAACUGUGUCCAUCAGGUGUCAAUGAAAGAAGAAGUCAUCGUCCAGUUGUCGACUGAGAUUGAAACACUACGAGGUCAGGAGCAGGAGGUCGGUGACAAGUUACGGCGUCGGGAGCAGAUGAUUGAAAAACUGAAUAAUGACUUGAAGUUACUCAACACCAAACAAAAAGAGAAAGAAAAGCAGGUGCUUCGUCAAUUGGAGGCUGUGAAGAAAUUAGAACGUGACUUGAGAACUUCUCAAACAGAAUUUUCGGAAUUACAACGGAAAUCUUCGCAUGAAACCGUGUUGCGAGAUGAUGCUAUGAAAACGCUUGAGCAAGCUCGUAAUGAAUACCACGACAAGAUUAUUGAACAAGAAGAAAUGUUGGAGUCUUUGAAUCAAAAUAUUGAAAACCUUGGAGCGGAUAUUGAACAAAAAACAGAGCAGUUGACAGAGAAAGAGAAUCUUAUUGAACAGCUUGAACUGAAACUUGCAGUCUCGCAAGAGAAACACAAAACCUGUGCCGAGGAGGUUUCUAAGAAGGACGAAGAUCUUACAGAGCUUCAGAUGAAACUGGAGUUACUUGAAGGAAAAUGUCAGACUUCAGAUGAAGAGCUGAAGGAUAAGAUGGAAAUGAUGGAGGAAUUAAACAAGGAAUUAUCCACGUUUAAGGAAAGAGUGGCAAACUUGAAUAAAGAAAAUGACGUCCUCGAGGUGAAAGUCUCCAAAAGUGAUGCGGACAUUAGUCAACUGACAAACGAGAAACAGCAGCGAGAAGAGCAGAUGACAAAGUUUUCCCUGGAUAUAAAGGAACUAAAGACCGCCAUAGCAACGACAGAGGAAAAACACAGAAACGAGAAAACUGAGCUGAACAAGGAAGUGACAAAACUCAAGUCAGAUAUAAACGAGGGAGACAGAAGGUGUAAGAACACCAAAUCACAGUUAAAAGAACGAGAAGGGAAAAUAGAGGCGCUGAAGAAAGAACUCGACCAUUUAAAAGGUCUCCAUAAACAAGCCACGAACAAGGUGAGUGAACGAGAUGAGACCGUAGGAAAACAGGCGAAAGAAUUGGAGGAGACAAAAAAGCAGAGUGAUGCAUUGAAACAAAGACUACAGGAAACUGAGACACAAUGUAAAGCAUUAACAACCAGUUUGAUAUACUACAAGGAACAGACCGAUGCUAAAACGAAACAGUUUGAAGAAUCUCAAAUUCGCGAGUCACAGUCGGAUGAGAGUGUAAAAAGACACGAAGAGUCUAUCAAAGAACUUCAUGAGAAUCUUCGUCAAAAGCGAGAAGAAUUUGAUUCACUGCAUGAACACUAUGAACUGGAAUGUUCCAAGAACAAGCAACAAAAUAAGGCAAUGGACGAACUUGUUUCAGAGUUGUCGACAACGCGUGAUGCAUUGGGAAGGUGCGAGUCCCAGCUUUCUCAUUGUGACGAAAUGAUUCAAACGCUGAAGGAAAAACUUGUAAGUAAACAGCAAGAGAUUGGCGCCAAAGACACCAGGAUUGAGAAGAUUUCUGGCGAUCUGGAAAUCACGAAAGAUAAAGUCGUAAAGAUGGAAAGGGAGAUGAAUGAGAGAAAUAGCAAGAUAAAGGAACUGAAAAUUGAGUUGUUAUCAGAGAAGGAACAACAUGCUCAGAGAGUUGAACAGGCAACGAACUACGAAGUAAGAGUGCAAAAAUAUGAUUCCGAAAUCAAAACUUUGAGGGAAGAAAACCGUUUGUUGGAAAACAAGCUAUCUCGAGAAAAUGAAGUCUGUCGAAAGGCGUCCAGCGAAUUAGAGGAACAGAAGCUGAAAUAUAGAGACGAGGUUUCAGAGUAUGAACAUACAGUUGAGGAGCUGACCAAUCAGCUGAGUUUGCUGAAAAACGACGAAGCAAAUAACAAAGAUGAGAUUUCGCGGUUGACGAAAAAUGUGAAAGCUCUCGAGGAUGAAUUAUCCGGUAAAGAGAAAGACCUUAAGAAACACAAAGACCAGAUUUCUGAGUACGAAGAAAGGUUGCAAGAACUCCAAAGUCAGUUGGCUGUAACCAGCGCUGAUUGCGCGAAAUUGGAACUUGAGAGAAAGAACUCCAACAUGAAAAUUAAUUUGGUCAACGAAGAGCUCGUCAACCUGAGGCUUCAAAACAAGACUCUAUCACAAGAGUUUGCAAGAAGCAGUGAGAGGUUGACUUUACUGGAUCAAAAGAAUGUUCAUUUGGAAGAACAACUUCGGCAAAAGGUUGCGGAGCUCGUGAGGAUGGAGAAGAUAAAUCGUAAGAGUCAGUUGGAACUUAACAAAGAACUCCAUGAAAGACAAGUAAACAACGAAAAAAUUCAUGGACUCGAAGAUCUUCUUGAACAGAUGAAAAAUGAUCUUCAUCAAUUACAGGAACGCCACCAAGACACUACAGCUUUAUUGAGAAAACAAGAAGCUUUCACUCAACAGCGUGAUGAUGAGCUUAAGAAGGCCCAAGAUGAAAUUAACUCGCUUUUGACAAAGAUCGAUUCACAAGCCCAAGAAAAAAGAGGAUUUUUGAUGAAGUUAGAAGAAGCGAAUAAACAGCUUGAGAUUAUGAACAAACAGGUUAAUACUUAUCUGGACGCAAUGCAAGAGAAGGAACAAAAAAUAUCUUCGCUUAUUCAAAAACUGGAGGAAAAGAAAAUUGAGAUCCGGGAUAAAGAAAAAAGUGUGAGCGCCUUGAAAACCGAACUUGGUUCAGUUUUGGAAAAGAACAGAGCUUUAGCGGAAGAGAUUGGUUCAAAGGAUGGUGAUAUUCGGGUGUUGCGGGCUGACGUUCUCUCAGCACAAAAUAAAAUCAAAGAAAACACAGGCGAGAUAAGUCGUUAUGAAGAGAGAUUACUUGAAAUGCAGAAAGAGUUGGAUAGUUCAAACAAAAAUAGCCGGGAAUCGCAAUCACGAAUUGUGAUCUUAGAAAGAAACUUACAAAACGUUAAAGUCCACUUGAUAAAAACUGAAGAAAAUCGCAAAGAAAUAAAUGCGCAGUUGAAUGAGAAAUUCAAGGAACUGGCGACGACCAGAGAAGAACUAGUUGUGUUGAAACAACAGAACACAGGUCUUCAACAGCAGAUUGUGAAUGUUGAUGACAGGGCAAAGCGUUUAAAAAGUGAUCUUAAGAAAGCUCAAGAACGGCAUAAAGCGUCCAGCGAAGAGGCUUCGAAACUGAAUCGUACUGCUGAGAUGUUAAAAAGUGAACUUUCUACGAGCCAAGAGCGAAACAAGAACCAAACAGAUGAACUAAACCAGCUUCAGGAACAAAUGGUUGUGUUGAAGGUUGAACAUGCAUCAUUGCAAGAAAAAUGUCGUCUUGCGUUGGAUGAGAGCGAAAGAACUCGACAGGAAUAUCACGAGUUUACCAAGCAGCAUCACGGCUGUCAGGAGGAGAUUCAUUCACUGCACAACACGUUGGACGACACUCGGGCACAUCGUGAUCGUCUGCAGAAAGAGAGUGAAGUCAUUGUGGAGAAUAUCAAUCAAUGGGUGAAAGAACAAAAGGAUGGAAAUUCAAAACUGGCUACAAAAUUAAGAGAACAAAGUGAAAAUAUAGUGUCCUUACAGGCUGAUAAAGAACAACUUAUGGAAACUAACGACUCGUUGAAAAGGACCAACAGCUCUUGCAAGGCUGAGAUAGAGGAACUACGAUUAAUGAAUGAACAAUAUAAGGCGUUGAAAGCUCGCUCAGCUGAGCAAGAGAUAGUUGUCCAGCAGCUUCGCGCUCACCUGGAAGAAAAUGCUCUUAAUCAGGAGCAGGAAGCGAUGAAUCGCUCUCAAAGGUUGGAAGAUUUGCACGAUCAACUUCAGAUGAAUAUUGAAGCAAAUAAGGAAUUAAACCAAAGGGUAAAUAACUUGGGAAAGGAAAGACUUCGACAAAAUGAGAUAAUCGAUCGAGAACGCACUGCAAGAAAGAACCUAAUGCUUCAGCUUGAUGCUCGAAGUCAAACCAUCCUUGAUCUGAAGAGUCAAUUAGACAAUAUUAAAGAUGAUCUUGUACUAAAUUCAGACAACUCAGUAUUGUUUGACUCAUUUGGAUUCAACGACUCAGCAUAUAUAUCAGCAUUAGAACGAGGACUCUCAAAGUCUGCAUCAACAGAAAAGAUACGAAAUGCAUUGCGAAAAGAACUCAGCAAGACUGGCGUCAAGGAUCCCAUGACUCUGGAUAAAUCAUUUUGGAUUCAACGUGUUGGAGAGCUUUCAUCCCAGUUGCAACAGAGCAGUGAGUAUUGGGCAGAAAAGGUAAGAGAUCUCUCCGCACAAUUGGAGCGUGAAAGACCAAUCUCGCCUCUCAGGUAACAUCAUCUUAUAUUGUCUAUAACAAAUGAACAAAGAACAAUUUUACCACAAAUAGCUAUAUAAGUCUAUCAAUGUACCAUGAUUUUAUACAUAACUAAUAUCAUAUAGAGUUUUAACAUUUAAAAUUUAGUCAUGUAAAUUUAAAUUAAAUAUCCAAUGUAAUAAAUUGUACAAAUAUAGUGUCUCGAUCAAAGAAGAUAAACAAUAAAG